CGGACUUGCCUCGAUGCCGCCAUGGUCUACAUUUCCUCCUGGCAGGAAUAUCAAGAGGCGGCAGAGGCUCUGUACGCAAAGUCGCCGAACACGACUCGAUAUGUCGUAAAAUGGAGGGCAUUGGAGGGCAAGCUGGUCUUGAAAAUCACGGAUAAUGUUACGUGUCUCAAAUUUAAGACCUACUCUUCCAUCUUUCUCAAUCGAUUCGAGGCCCUGAACCUGUCGCUCAUGCAGAAGAUGCAGAACCGCCGUCCGGCCCCAGCGGGUACACCCAUGCAGAUAGACACCACUGAGCCCGCGAGAGGUGGUACGCCCGUGGCUGGGGCCUCUGCUCCAGGGACACCGGCGGGUGGAGGUGUAAAGAAGAAGAAACCGAAGAAAAAGAAGUAGGAGGGCGGCUGUAUGUUAGGAUUAUGUGGCGUGCCGUGUUGUCGUGCGUAUUUUUCGUGUUCUACUAUGCCAUCUAUCAUCACGCAUGUCGGCGAGACAAGCAUGCGUCUAUCGACACCGGCUUGCUCAAUGCAAAUCCUCAGAAAGUGUUAGUGUGGCCAUCGCGGCACACUUCUUAACAUCCCGU
This is a messenger RNA of Gloeophyllum trabeum ATCC 11539, 577 nucleotides long. Its product is annotated as signal recognition particle, SRP9/SRP14 subunit. Gene Ontology annotation, molecular function: 7S RNA binding. Gene Ontology annotation, cellular component: signal recognition particle, endoplasmic reticulum targeting. The transcript is spliced from 3 exons. The record is from RefSeq and is a predicted model, not a curated record. Lineage: Eukaryota; Fungi; Basidiomycota; Agaricomycetes; Gloeophyllales; Gloeophyllaceae. Bases 22 to 390 code for a protein of 122 amino acids. Gene Ontology annotation, biological process: SRP-dependent cotranslational protein targeting to membrane.